Messenger RNA from Lathyrus sativus (Indian pea), 234 nucleotides. The record is from the annotation of a GenBank genome assembly. NCBI's taxonomy places the organism in Eukaryota, Viridiplantae, Streptophyta, Magnoliopsida, Fabales, Fabaceae.
AUGGCUUUAAAGGUUGAGACUAUCCUUCUUGUCAUCGUUUUUGGUGCAAUUAUUUUGGAAGACAAUCUGAAAAUUAUUGAUGCUUGCCCCCAAUUUUGCUAUGGUGAUUCUGCAUACAUGAUUUGUCCUUCUUCAGGAAACCAACACCUCAGUCCUGGAUGCAACUGUUGUUUUGCAUCAACUGGCUGUACAAUUUACAAAGCAGAUGGAACUUCUCUUUGUACUAAGAGUUGA